This is a messenger RNA of Xiphophorus couchianus (Monterrey platyfish), 6405 nucleotides long. Its product is annotated as ankyrin repeat domain-containing protein 34B-like. Lineage: Eukaryota; Metazoa; Chordata; Actinopteri; Cyprinodontiformes; Poeciliidae. The transcript is spliced from 4 exons. Bases 3565 to 4878 code for a protein of 437 amino acids. Gene Ontology annotation, molecular function: protein binding. The record is from RefSeq and is a predicted model, not a curated record.
CUUUAUUGGGCCCAAAACAAAAAUGAGUUUGACACCCCUGCUUUAAACCCUCUUAAGGCCAGAAUUACAUAAAGGCCACAUCAUGAAACUGUUGUAAUUGUGAAAUAACAAAAACAAUGACGAUGUGCUCCAUCCUAGUUUAUUACAGACAACUGUAACUUUCAGGAUGAGGCAGUUAUUCGGUAUUAUUGUGUUUCUUUGUGGGAAAAAAAUGCUUAAAAGGCAGAACAAAAAAAAAGGCCAAAGCCUUUCCUUGCUGAAGGGAUGGUGGUAAAAGAGUACAAGACUGUCUGAGCCACACUGAUAAAACCAGUUGAACUGCAAUCCUGUGUCCGUGACAUAUUUGUCUUGAGGACUAAAGCUGUGUGGUAUGCUGUAUAAAUGCACAUGGCUGUGUUUACAUUAUGGACUAUGAGUUGUAGAAGGAAGUGCAGUGCAAACCUAGUCAGAGUUGGCUAGGAUAUAGAUGCUGUAAAUGUGAUUUGCUGUGUUACACUACUCAUAGGUUAGAAAUGGGACUGUCUUAUGGUUUAAGUUUUCUGUUUAAGUGCUCCCGAACAGCGACCAGUCAAUCUUUGUUUACAGAGCAUUUUUCAAGCAAGUAAUGGGGAACGCAAAGUGCUUUACAUAAGCUAGAUACAUAAGGCAGUAUCUAUGACCAAACAGGUAUAUAUAAAAAAAGAAAUAGUGAGUUCAACAAGGCUAAGUAUGGAUUUAAAAAAAAUAAAUGUACAAAGAUGCAUUGUUAACAGAGGUGAGGUUGGUGUGAAGGGGAAGGCUUUAGGAAUAGAUAACAAAUAGUAAAAAUAUAGUUUCAAAUGUCCUGAUGAAAAUUUGUAAAACUAAGAUCACAAAUAAUAAAUUAAUUAAUUCAUGAAUUUUAAAAAAUGACAUGGAAAUAAACUAAAAUAGGAGAAAAGUUAGUAAAUCAUGAUAAUGACACAAAAUAAAGUAAAUUUAAAAAAUAUAUAUAAUCAGUAUAAAGCCAAACAGUGCAAGGAAAUUGCAUUGAUAAUUAAAUUUGGAAUAAGUUAUCAUAAUCACCUCAAACAAAACCCUAAUCCACAAAGAUCAGUCUCAAAUUUGCUUUUUAAAACAUCAAUGGUCUCCCCUGGGAAAGAGUCUUCAGAAAGGCUUUUUGCCUUUUUGAGGAAAAUUAUGCAUCACUGAGGAUUUUUGUUCCUCCUAAGACCUUUAAUGGCUUCAAAAGCUAUUAGAAGCACCGAGAGUUGAUUCUACGUUUAGAAUCAAUUCUUAAACGUAGAGCUAACUAGCAGUGAGGAGACCUGAGAAUGAGAAUGCUGCAUAAGCUCUCUUUCUGGUCUCAUAGUCGCUGUAGAAGGAGUCAUAUUCUUUUAGGAAAGCCAGGAAGUGCAGUAUUGCAGUCAUCUACUCUGCAGGUUGUGGUGGGGCUAAUGGAGGUAGCAAUAAACUCCAUGGAGGUUAAAUAAAAAUAAAAAUGCAUAACAUUAUGCAUGUUUUCUUUGUAAACAUUCAGACCUACAUCAUCCUGUGUUGUGGACAGGUUAAAGUGAAAUAUUCUCUAUUGUUCUUCAGUGAGAAAAUCAGGUGUAGCAGCAUUAAAGUGACAGCCAAGUAGAAGAAUGUACUUCCACAUCAAGGUAAACAUUUACCUUAAAGUGCCUUUAGCUAUCAUGUGUUAUGAUUUGUUGCUAUGUAAAUGAACUAAAUUGAACUAAAAUAAAAACAGAAAGUAGGAAAAGAGGCUGUACAGUGAGGGCAGGUUUACAGCAUAAAAUACUACGGAGUUAUUAGAUCUCGGAAGCCAUAUUUAUUUAUUUAUUUUUAAAUCAGGGUUACAAGAGACAGUCAUUUAAAAGAAAUGGGAAAAACAUAAAAAUAACAGCAAGUGAUGGUUAUAGUCGUACAGAUGCUGGGAAGAAGGAUAUAAUGCUCCUUUGAUGCAGCAGUCUGUCACUGAUUGUUUCUGGAGAAUAGCUUUAAGCUGAUGGAAUUCACAAGAUUUGUCAGAUAUACUGAUGUUGAUGCUUUAAAUACAACUGUGACUUCUGGAAUGAGAUUUCAUAACAUAGUAUUUGCCCAAUAUCCACACAUCAGUUGUCUGAGGAAUUUUUCUGAAUCCUGCAAGCCGCAUUUAUUAAAAAAUGAACAGACACAAACCCCUGAAAUAUUCCACUCUUUGUUUUAGGAAUCUAGAGUUUCACUUUCUCUAGAAAGUCCUUUUGACAACGUGAAAGCUGGAUGAAAUGUUUGAGCUCCAGCAGACAUUUUUAAAUCAUCACAGUAUGAUGAAUCUGCACAUUUUAGUUUAAAUCAUAGACUUGUUUUUGUUUUUGCUGUUCCUCAUUGUCAAACUCACAGCUGAAGGGUUUCUGUAUCGUAUGUUUUCGCCUAUACAUUAUGUUGUUUUUAAGUUAUUUAAGUGCCCAAAGGUCUGUAUUAUCAUUAUUAUUAUUAUUAUUAUUAUUAUUAUUGGUUUCUUGAAUCAUUGAAAUCAUUGAAAUUGCUCAACUCUAAAGCAGCAGCAGACAGUUUUAAUGAACUGCUGAGAGUUGAGGAGAGAGCCUGUGCACGUCAAGGGUCUUUAUUUUGGUUUUUGUCUUUCCCUGCGUCUAUUUGAACACAGACGGUGGUCAGAAGGCAGAUGAGAGCCGUUCAAAGCUGACUCAUAUCAAAGGCCCUCUGGCUCUUUGUGAUGCUGUGUUUGCAACAGGUGACAUUUUGGGCUGGAAACUGUUUAUGACUUUGAACGCCCGCCCUCAGCCGAACCUCUCCUGCGGGAACAGGAAAAAGGAGAGCAGGGAUUAUAGAGCAGGUGGGAGGGAGCUGGAGAGGGAAACUCAUUUUUCCCUCUGCAGAUCGCAGCGACGCGGCAGCAUGAAGGUGCUCCUUCUAAAAACAAAGGCAAAUGUUUCAGAGGAUAAACGACGAUUUUGGUGCGAAAAUAUUUCUUUCCUGCUGAAUUGACAGCAAAAAGAACCAUAAGGUAAGUGGUGUGCUUUUUGUUAAUUUAAUAAGCAUCAACCAGUGUCUUUCUCCAUCUUUGUUCUCAACUUAUAUUUUAAUUCAGGAAGUUUUAGCAGGUGACGAAAAAUAUACAAAAAGACAACAAAAAUACAAUAUAUAUAAUAUCCUUCCCAAAUACCUUUUUUUUUGUCUCCUUUGACUGUAAAGACAUCUUUGUGAAGACAUUUAGAUCUAGAAAUUUACAGACUAUAGCUAAAAGUCAUGUUUAUUGCUGGCCACUAACAAAUAUGAAUGAUUUCCACCGAUUUAGAUCAGAAGAUUGGUCCAAUGUGGAGCCAGAAGCUUGUUGAUAAAUUGCAAAUAAAAUUUUUUUUUUCCAAACAUCUGUUUCUGUUGGUGGUGUUGCAUGCAUUUGUUUGACUAGGCAAAAAAUUUACCAUAAACUGAAACUUCUGUACGUAAUUUGAGUUGGAUCCUGCAUUUUCAGACCAAUUCCAAUGGGAUCAUUGAAAGCACCAACACGAUUACGACAUUCACGUUGAUGAAGAGUGUACGUAAACGUCUCACCGGGUCAGCAACUAAAAUACAGCCAGACUUUGUUUUGCCUCUCAGGAAAUGGAUCCUCUGACAGAUUCCAGGCCCCUCAUCAGCGCAGCCUCCUGCGGGAAGCUUCGUCUGCUCCGCCUCCUCGUGGAAGGUGGAGCUCAGGUGAACGGGAGCAACCAGAGAGGAGAGACGCCCCUCCUGGCUGCUUGCAAGGCCCUGAGAGAAGAGCCAGUCGGGAAGGAGAGUGUGAAACUCCUGAAUUUCCUGCUGCAGAAUAAGGCAGAUCCCAACGCACAGGACCAGGAGGGUCGCACUGCUCUGAUGUACGCCUGUAUGCAGAGAGCGGGCGCUCUGGUGGCGUCCGCCCUGGUGGCUGCAGGAGCUGACCCGUGCAUAGAGGACGGCUCUGGAGCCUCAGCUUUGGUCUACGCCAUCAACGCACAGCACCAACCCACAGUGCAGGUGCUAAUAGAUGCUUGCCGGGCCAAAGGUCGUGACAUCAUCAUCAUUGCUACGGAGACGGGCGCGAACAGAGGUCCAGUGACCAGGAGGUACCUGAACGUCCCCCCGUCUCCGGACUCCUCCCCCGUGUCCUGCAUGUCCCCGUCCGACAUCAUCCUGAAGACGGGCUCGCCAAGCUCACCUGAGGGGGGAAACAUCUUCAAUUUCAGAGGAACAAGCAAACAUGGAAGCUGCAGCAGACGCUCGUCAUUUGAGCUGAGCCAGUCGAGUCCGUGCAGCGGUCCGGCUUCCAGACAGAGGGUGUCAUCUGAACCGUGGUUGGCCAUUAACAACCUGGACUCCCUGAAGAGGGCUUACGAGCAGGGAAUGAGGGAGAGGAACCUCAAGGAGGAAGGAGGUGGAGAUGCGGACGUAGAUGAGGGGAUGCAUUUCCAGAGGAAGGACGACGUGGCGCACAGACUGGAUGCUGGGUUUACCGGGGACGUUCAUAAAUGCUGGAGUGAGGACUCGCUUUCAACCAAGUCAGACGGCGGUGUCCCCAAGAGGAUUCCGUCACCAGGAGGGUCAGACAUAAAGCUUUCAGCCUGCUCGUCCCCUCGCUUUUAUCUCCGCAGGAACACCCUCCCCUCUGUCACGGCGGUCAACCCUCCGCUUCACCUCCCGCCCUUAACGACGCAACCAGACUCUCACCUGCAGGUGCCAGCUAAGGUUUUACCUGCAGGAAGCAGACACGUGUUGUUUCAGCCACGCCCACCCUGCUCCUGUCCCCCAUCCUCAGCAUCUGCCAGAGCAGCCCUGCUCCCUCUGCUCCCCCAGGCCUCCUCCCUGUUCGCCCCUGCUGGCUUCAGUCACAGGGAGAGGAGCAGGAGGUCACUGCGUCGUCACUCGGCGCAGUUAGAACAAAAUAAUUUGGACUUCUGAAACUGUGAAGCGAUUAAUAGGUCUGCGGUCUGGUUUUAUUUUAUUGUUAAAUAAGUGUCGAGUCCAGCCACAUCUGCAGCUUUCUGCCUUAUUUUGUAUCAACUAGUUGGUUCUUGAUCUGCAUAAAUGACACUGUCAGUUUUUUAGAUGCAAAACUAACAGCUAAAGCAAAACCAGCUAACAUCUUUUCACUCAGUUUGUGUGUUUGAAUGUCUUUUUGGAGCCUAAUGGAAAAUAAAUAUUUGAGAAGAAAAAUGUUUGGGGUUCAAAUCUAGAAGGAACACAGGAGCUCGUGUUCAUGGCAAAAGGAGUGAAGUCAUUUUAUUUCUUUUUAAUAUGUAUCUACAACAAGGGGGACACAGGCAAAAACGACCGACAAGUUGAUGGAAAUUAAAACAAAACAAUCAAAUAAAGAACAUUAAUCAGCAUCGAUGUAGAUUUCCAACCUUUUUUUUUUUGUCUAAAGUAACUUUACAAUAUAAAGAAACAUACGAAGGAACCUCUUUUUUUUUAACUACACAAGACAUUUAGGAUCUGAAACUACCCUAACAUGAUAUACAAAGCAACUUCCUGCCUCAUAUUCAAUACUGCUUUGUCAUCAGGAGGAAAUAAUGAGGAACCGAACAGAAAAAAAAAAAAUAAUCUUUACUCCCAAUUCUGCCCAAAAGUCCUCUCUUAACCUUCCCCAUUCCUUAAUGUUACAGUAUUAUACAUCAGCACGAUAGAAAUACAGUAAUGAUCAACAUUGUGACGGCUUUGCUUACAGGACAGAAAGAGAAGUCGGACUGCAUUUUAUACAACAGUAUUAAAGUACAACGCAUGUUGAUGCACUUUCUCUACCUCAUCUUAGCAACAAAUAUGUCCAUGUGGCUUUUUCUCUCCUUCUUUCCUCUUACUUCCACAAACGUUUCUCUUGCCUGGUUUUAAAUAGAUUAGAAAAUCCUUCAUAGUAUAGUAAAGUACGUACUCUGAUCUCCGGUGUGCUGGACUGAGAGCCAGUGUCCUGUGUGCCCUGCUUUGUUUUUUUUUUUGUUUGUUUGUGUUUUUUGUUGUUGUUGUCGUCAAGUCAAAAGAAGCUGAGCUGCAGUGCAUCCGAGACCAAGUGUCAUUUGCUUUUGCACCCGGUCUUUGAAAAUUCUGCCAAAAAAUUGCAAAACAAAAAGAAGAAGAAGAAAAAAAUUCCUACUUUGUAUUUUUCUUUGUCGCCUCAAAGGCACCAUGUUUAAAACAUGUGUCGAUGAGUUAUCCCAGAACUAACUACAGGUAAUUUUCCUCCUUUUGUCCAGUUGCAGCACCGAGAGACCCCCCCAACCCCCACGUAAUAUGGGUUGUGAGGUGAAAUAGCAUAAUCGUCUAUAGCAGCUCCGGUUUUUUAAGUUUCAUAUCAUUUCUGGUUAAAAGUACACACAGUUUGCCUGAAUCAGCACGCUACUGAUCAACUGUUCAGUUGUGAUUUGAAAUAUCAAAACAUGUCAAUGAUAUCAAAAUGCAUUUUACAGUAUUUACAAAAAGGAAAAAAAAAAACAA